This is a messenger RNA of Hevea brasiliensis (rubber tree), 986 nucleotides long. RefSeq lists its product as uncharacterized. NCBI's taxonomy places the organism in Eukaryota, Viridiplantae, Streptophyta, Magnoliopsida, Malpighiales, Euphorbiaceae. The record is from RefSeq and is a predicted model, not a curated record. The coding region runs from base 70 to 462 and encodes 130 amino acids. The transcript is spliced from 3 exons.
UGGCUAGAGUGAAAUCUACCCUAAUAUGAUUCCCAAUACACUGUUUCAAAUUUUCCCCCUUCAUCAAAAAUGGCAAUUCUCUCUCCGGCAACUACAGCCCGUUCUGCGCAACCACCACCGCAAGCCUUUCCAAAGUUAAAUGCCAAAAAUUAUCAGUCUCCUUCUCUUAUCCCGAUUAAUUCCCAGUUCCAGUUUCUGUCGCUUCGCUCCAAUUCCAACUCACACCCAUGCCGCCUCCACGCCGCGUUGUCGCCCCAACCGGCUCCACAGUCCGACCCGCCACCCGAAAAGGACCCUGUUCGUCCCAGAGGCAUUUUUGGAACUUUGUCUAGACUUCAGGACCGUGUUCAGAUCUUCUUAGCUGUUCUUUUCUGGAUGUCUCUAUUCUUCUGGGCUUCUGCAUGGGAUGGAAGGAACAAUGGUGGCGGUAGAUCAAACAAGGGAUCUCGAUUUAGAAGAUGAUAUAUAUCUCCUCGGGGACUGGGACCAGGACCUUAUCAAUUUUGUAGGAUCUCCAACUAAAGCCAAACCCGAUUGGAAGUUAAAGCUACCAACAUUGGAAUGGGUCCAAACGAGUGUAAGUGGUAGAGUAUUUGAAUUGGCAUAAUGAAGUUUGAAUAUGUGGAUUGCUAGUCUAGAAGCUGGGAAGUUUCUUAUCAUGGGCUGUUAUAUAAGGUAUCAAUCUUUUGCUUCUUGCAAGUUAAAGAAAAUUGUCCUCCCAGAGGUAAAUCUCUUUUGGAUUCCCACUUUCGAGUCCUUGUAGCUACUUCUAAUGAAGAUCUAUGACUGCAAAUACCAGAAUCAGUUAUGUAAUUGCUGGUAAAAUAUAAUAUACUCCAUUAAGAGGAUGUAGUAGCAUGUAUGAGCAAGUGCAUGUCGUGUGAAAGCAGAUUGCCUCAUAAUGGACGACUGUGGGCAUGGGAUUUGAAAUAUUUUGAUUGAUUUUUAAGUUCAAUUUAAAUGAGCUAAAGUUUGUAUUUUUAUCA